Plodia interpunctella (Indianmeal moth) is the source of this 1186-nucleotide messenger RNA. Its product is annotated as dehydrogenase/reductase SDR family member 13-like. NCBI's taxonomy places the organism in Eukaryota, Metazoa, Arthropoda, Insecta, Lepidoptera, Pyralidae. Bases 1 to 969 code for a protein of 322 amino acids. The record is from RefSeq and is a predicted model, not a curated record. The transcript has a single exon.
AUGUCGGUGAUAUUGUUAAUAGCCGAAAUAAUAUUUAUUGGAGGACUGAUCGUCGGCCUGUACCAGAAAAACACGAACUUAGUAUGCAAAUCAAAAAAGCGUCUCGACGGGAAAACGGUCAUCGUGACAGGUGGAACCAGUGGUAUGGGACUGGAAAUCGCAACAGACUUCGCCCACAGGGGGGCCAAGGUCAUCGUGGCCUGUCCUUAUGAGGACGAAGGAUACAAUGGAAAAAAGAAGAUCAUCAAAAGUUCUGGGAACGAAAACGUUAUUUUCAAACUUUUGGACUUAUCAUCUUUGGCUUCUAUCAGAACGUUUGCUGCGGAUAUUUUGCAAAAUGAAGACAGACUGGAUAUUUUGGUGAACAACGCAGGACUGAGCACCGCUGGGAACCGCAUCACUGAAGAUGGAAUGAAUUUAGUUAUGCAAGUUAAUUAUUUCGGUCCAUUUUUACUGACAAUUUUACUCCUACCGCUUCUGAAGAAAACUGGCGACUCUGACGAACCGAGUAGGAUUGUAAAUACAGCAUCAGUGUUACACAGAGUAGGGAGAGUGAACUUUAAGAGUUGGAAUAAUUCAAAGAUGAGUGUUUUUGCUUAUGCGAAUAGUAAACUGUGUGUGGUAUUGUUUACACGUGAAUUAGCCGAGAGAAUCAAGAACAGUAACGUGGUGGUGAACGUGGUGGAUCCGGGCGCAGUCGGGACAAGUAUAUUUCUAACAGUUGUUGGGAAGGGAUUCGGAUCUUUUGUAUCAUUCUUAUUCUUUGUAUUGUUCAAGCAACCCUGGGAGGGCGCCCAGACUGCGAUCUAUGCUGCGAUGAGCCAAAGCGCUGGGAAACACACUGGUCAAUUAUAUAAAAACUGUAAAAUAGCAAGACCUUCGGCUACUUGUUAUGACGACAAGCUUGCUAGAAAUCUUUGGGAAGAGUCAGUCAGACUUGUCAAAUUAAAUAACGAAGAAUAUAUUUGAAAAAUAUUAUUAUGUAUCGUUUAAUUGGUAUUAUCUGAUAAAAAAACGAAAUCGAUUGUUGUGGGUCAAAAACGCGAUUCGGAUACCUGCAGUGAAUUCUUCAUUUGUAAGGUAGCAAAAUUAUGCAAUUUUAUUUGAAUUGUUUAGUCAUAUUUAUUUUGUUUAGAUAUAAUAAUUUAGAUAGAUAAGUAACUUAAAUAUAAAGUCUGUUUUCUUA